Messenger RNA from Apaloderma vittatum (bar-tailed trogon), 909 nucleotides. Its product is annotated as olfactory receptor 52B2-like. Gene Ontology annotation, cellular component: membrane. Gene Ontology annotation, biological process: G protein-coupled receptor signaling pathway. Gene Ontology annotation, molecular function: olfactory receptor activity; G protein-coupled receptor activity. Lineage: Eukaryota; Metazoa; Chordata; Aves; Trogoniformes; Trogonidae. The record is from RefSeq and is a predicted model, not a curated record.
AUGUACGAGCUCAACGAGAGCAGCUUCGAUCCCAUCACCUUCGUCCUGACGGGCAUCCCGGGCAUGGAGGAGUCCCAGAUCUGGAUCUCCGUCCCCUUCUGCCUGAUGUACAUCGCUGCUGUGUUCAGCAACUCCGUCGUCCUCUUCGUCAUCACCACGGACAGGAGCAAGCCCAUGUACCUCUUCCUCGCUAUGCUGGCCGUUUCUGACCUCCUGCUUUCGACCACGACGGUGCCCAAGAUGCUGGCGAUCUUCUGGUUCAGCGCCAGGGAAAUUUCCUUCGACGCCUGCAUCACCCAGAUGUUCUUCACCCAUUUCAGCUUCAUCGUGGAAUCCUCCGUCCUGCUGGCCAUGGCGUUCGACCGCUACGUGGCUGUCUGCAUCCCGCUGCGAUACUCUUCCACCUUAACGCCCUCGGUGAUCGGGAAGAUAGCCGUGCUCAUCCUGUCCCCGCCCACCUCCCUCCUCAAGCGGCUGCCGUACUGUGGGCACAACGUCAUGCCCCACACGUACUGCGAGCACAUGGGCAUCGCCCGCCUGGCCUGCGCCGACAUCAGAGCCAACGUCUGGUACGGGCUCACCACGGCUCUUCUCUCCUCCGGCCUGGACGUCGUGCUCAUCGCUGUCUCUUACGCUCUGAUCCUCAGGACGGUCUUUCGGCUCCCGUCCCGGGAGGCUCGUCUCAAAACCCUGAGCACCUGCGGCUCCCACCUCUGCGUGAUCCUCAUGUUCUACGUGCCCGCUUUUUUCUCCUUCCUCACGCAUCGGUUUGGCCACCAGAUCCCGAGUCACGUUCACAUCCUCCUGGCCAACCUCUACGUCGUGGUGCCGCCGAUGCUCAACCCCAUCGUGUAUGGGGUGCGGACGCGGCAGAUCCGCGAGCGUGUCGUCCGCCUUCUCUGCCCUGGG